This is a messenger RNA of Struthio camelus australis, 6258 nucleotides long. Lineage: Eukaryota; Metazoa; Chordata; Aves; Struthioniformes; Struthionidae. The record is from RefSeq and is a predicted model, not a curated record.
ACGUGUGUUCCUCGUGUAUGAAAGUACUAUAUUUAAGAUCGAUUUUAUACCUGAUUACAAGCAUCUUUCCCGCUUUUGAGUUACUUAUUUCUCAAACCAGCGCAAAAUGGAUACAAACCUGAUAUUAAAUAAAAGAAACCUAGAGCUGGGCAGGCCAUGGUUGCCGUGGAGCUCUCGGGACGCUUCUGGAAGAUUCAUCUAGCGCAUAAAUGUGUUUUGAUGAAGUUGUAAACUUCAGAUCAGGCUAGAUGCUUAAAGCCUUCACUCCCUAAAAGUUAAGUGUAAACAGGAAACCAGGAUUCCUUGUUAUGCAUUAGUUGAAUGGUCUCAAAGAUCAGAGUUUUCAUUCCUACUAGAUAGUUCCAGGGGGAAAAAAAAAACAACUUUUGAGUCUGGAACAGACUUAAACAACGAAGUGAACCUAAGGAAAUCCUUUGGACCGUACGUGUAUGUUUGAACCAAAUGCCAGAUGAUUUUGUGUAACUGAAACUGGUCAUUGAACUGUUCGUGUGUGUCCAGGGGCUUUUUGUUUCCCUUGCGAAAGAGUUCCUUUGUAUCUUUCUUCCCUCCCUCCUUAAAUCACACUAUUUGUUUCCCCUGAAAGGAUCUGAGGGCUGGUUUACCAGUUUUGUUGGUGCAGAAUCGCAUAAGUUUCCAAGGCUAUUCCUUGUGUUUUGAGAUCAAAGGACACUUACUUAAUUGACCUUUUUGUUCUACAGGCUGCAGAGCAAGGUGAAAAAAUUUGCUUUGCACCAGUACUGCUCACAAAAGGGCUUCCAAGCAUGCUUUGCUCAAUGAGGUGGUCUUCCAUAUUUUGCAAAAAUGCUGUGCACAGACAGUGAAAUUUAAUGUUGAUAAAAAUCUAACAGUUUGUACAGUAUCCACUUGCUUUAGACUUCUGACAAUUUCUUGUGAUAGACAGGUUGCUGUAGGAAGUAUGCUCAAAGCUUAUACAGUGCCCUUCUGUGUACUGAGCUCUCCAAAUUCUUUAAUACAACCUAUCAAAAAACAACCCUCAUUAUCCCCAAGAUGCAAUAUGUAAACUAAUUAUUUACUUAAUUAUUACUUUUUUUUUUCCCCGGAAGAAGAAAAAUCAUGACUAGCUGUAGGUAAAGGUCAAUGGUCAGAAAUGGGAAAACAGAAACAUGGUCCUGUUUCCUGCUUUACCUCUGCUUGGCGUGCUGCAGUUAGGCUUGCUGUGGUGCUGCCAGGGAUGUAAUCCUCUUGCUGAGACGGGUCGAAGUAAACUACAAAAUCAAAGAGCUGUUCUAAACCAGCAGAUCUUAAAAGCAGUGAGACUGAGAGCUGGUGCUGAAAAUCUUUUACGAGCUACCACCAACAACAAAGUACGAGAACAGGUACUACUGGAACUGAGUUUUGUAAACUCAGACCUGCAGAUCUUAAAGGAAGAAUUAGAAGGACUUAAUAUCUCAGUAGAGGUUUAUCAAAAUACAGAAGAGACUUUCAGCAUUCCCUUGGUACCUCUUGGCCUGAAGGAAACCAAAGAAGUAGACUUUAUGCUCCCUCUCAAGGACUUUAUUCUGGAACAUUAUAGUGAAGACAGUUCUGAGUACGAAGAUGAAAUAGCAGAUCUCAUGGAUCUGAGACAAGCCUGCCGUACCCCCAGCCGAGAUGAAGCUGGUAUUGAGAUGCUGAUCAGCUAUUUUCUUCAACUUGGUUAUGUAGAAAACAGAUUUUUUCCACCCACCAGGCACAUGGGGAUUUUAUUUACCUGGUACGAUUCCUUCACAGGUGUCCCAGUGUGCCAGCAAAAUCUGUUGCUUGAAAAAGCAAGCAUUUUAUUUAAUAUUGGAGCCCUCUAUACCCAGAUUGGUACAAGAUGCAAUCGUCAGACCCAGACUGGACUUGAAAAUGCAGUUGAUGCUUUUCAGAGAGCUGCAGGAGUCCUGAGCUACUUAAAGGAGACCUUUACUCACACACCAAGUUAUGACAUGAGCCCAGCUAUGCUGAAUGUAUUAAUCAAAAUGAUGCUUGCUCAAGCUCAAGAGUGUGUCUUUGAGCAGAUCAGCCUACCUGGAAUACGCAAUGAGUUUUUCACACUAGUGAAAAUGACGCAGGAAGCUGCAAAGGUGGGAGAGGUUUACAUGCUGGUCAACACUGCAAUGAAUCAGGAACCAGUCAAGGAGAAUAUCCCUUAUUCCUGGUCUAAACUGGCACAAAUAAAAUCAGACCAUUACAAAGCUCUAGCGCAUUACUUCAUUGCCACCAUCCUGUGUGACCAUGAGUUACAGUCCAGUGAUGAUGAAGAUCAGCAGGAGAAAGCCAUGUCCCAGUUGUAUGACUAUGUGCCAGAAGGACUGAAGAUUCUCACCGUUUUAAAGGACAAAGUUCAGAGAAAACAACUAGGGAAAGCACAUUUACGCAAAGCAAUUGUUUACCAUGAAGAAGCUCUAAGAGUCUGUGGUCUGUGCAAAAAGCUUCGAAACAUCGAUGUUCUUCAAGAGGUCCUGACAGCUGCACACAAGCGCUCACUUCUCAAAUAUGCUCAGCAGGACAAGGAAGAUGACUUCCUCAGCCUAAUCCAAGCUCCGGAUAUCCUUCCUGAAACGGAACAUAAUGUAGAAACAGUUGCUCCUCAGUUUUCCAAGGUGAAAGUUAAAGACUUCUUUCACAGGCUGGGCCCACUGUCAGUGUUUUCAGCCAAGCAGAGAUGGACGGCGCCACGUACCAUUCGCUUCUGCUGUGAAGCAGGAGAGCUAGGGUUCAGUCUUAAAGGAGGCUCGCCAGUACAGACUUACUGUCUUGAUCCAGUUUGUUCUGCAGCAGUGAUGGGCCUAAAAGAAGGUGACUACAUUGUUUCAGUUGGUGGUGUGGAUUGCAAAUGGCUUGGAGUGAAUGAAGUGCUGGAAAAAUUCAAAAGCAUGGGAGAGGAGCCCAUUGAGAUCGAGGUUAUCAGUUGCCAGGAUACAACAGCUUCUAUGCAUAGUAAGAGUGCAACUUAUUCUGUGGGAAUGCAGAAGACAUACUCCCUAAUCUGUUUAGCCAUGGAAGAAGAUAAGAUUGAUCAGACCAAGAAAGUCCCACCAAAACUGCCUUUUCUAAGUUGGGGAACUAAGAAUAGACAGAAAGCUGCAAGUACCCUCUGCCUUCCUUCAGCUGUGGCUGGAAGUUCUCAGAUUAAGAAAAAGCUUUCUCCCUUCACACUCCUGAGUACAGAAAGUUCAUUGUACUGAAUCUUUUGGAAGGAUUUGUUUAACAUGAAGGUGUUCUUAAAUGUAUAUAAAAUAUAUUGAUGUCAUCUUUGUAUACACAUUUGUAAAUUCAGGCAAAUUUUGACUUCGUUUACUGUGUAUUUGAACCACUAUAAAGGUCAGAGGCUGCCAAAACUUGCAAAACAUUUGAAGUUUGAAGAUCCAAACAAAGUGGUUUGGGGAGGUAUUGAAUAGUCAUUUGUAGAUGAUAAAAUUACUUACAUGGGGACUGGAUUCCUUUGGAAUUUCAAUAUUCUAUCAUAACUUUUAUGGCUAUUAUAGAUGGGAGUUAUUUAUUACAAACUUUGCUGCAUGCAGAGUAGAGGACCCUUUGAAAGAUGAUUCUACUGUAAAAGUUUAGCAUUCAUAAUAAAUCACUUAAAACUACUUUAAACAAUUAUCUUAAGGAGAAACAGCACUGGAGAGAAGAUGUUAUUUGGAGAAAUUAGCCUUGUGCCAAGGGGAGCGUAAUGCAUCUGGUUUUAUGCAUAGACAUUCUCUUUCUGAGAUUACUAAGUGGAUUCUGUUAAAUAAUUGUUAAUUUCACUCUGGAAAAAGAAUUAGAAAGCUUAAAAGUCAAAAGAGCUUUUACAUUACCAAAGGCUUUCUCUCUGCUCUUUCUGAUCUAGGUUACAUUUUUAAUGCCUGUUUAUUCUGUUAUUAAAAACAGGCUUCAUUCUAAACUUGAAAUUAUUUAACCUACUUAAUGCAGAAUUUGUAUGUCAUUAGUCCGGAUAAAAUUGAUAGUAUAGAACAAAUCUCAAAACUGAAGUAUUCCUGUUCUGAAGUAUUAAUUAUGAAGUACAUAAGCUGCGGUGAUACUUUCAACACAUGAGGAAAAAUGUGCCUGCAAGUCUAAGUCAUAGAGUAUUUAUUAUAGGGCCAAGUACAAACCUUAAAAGACACAAAAUCCUCCCCUUGGAAUAAUUUGAGGGAUUAUUGGCUACAUCUAUUAAAAAGAAGAGGCAUCAAAGGGAUGUUCAUACCAUUACUCCUUUUUUUGAGAUUCUUCUAUUUUCUGAUUAAUUGAAAAUUGCUAACACUGUAGUGUUAGUUAAAUAUGCUAUCUACAGAGUAGAUAUAUGCUGUUUGAUACUCAAAACUUACUUAAAAUAAUGGGAAAGUUUGUGCCUGGAUAUAAACUUUUAAGUUGCCAUUUAUUUUUAGUUUCUUAUAUAACAGGUGUAUAUGUGUUAAUGAAUUACACUUAUUUAAGAAUAAAAAUCAGAUGCUGCCAUUUAGUAGUGGCUUCUUGAAUCUGCUUCAGCUUGGAUGAUACAGUAUAGUUUACACAUUCUCACUAUUUUACUGUUGGCAAACCUUUUAAAUAUCCAUUGUGUGUUUCUGAAGUCUUCCUCAUAAAGACCUAAAGAAACUGUCUUACUUGCAAGUUUAUAUUGUGUAAUACAGGAAUUUAUACUACAAAAUCAGCAUCUUACAAGGAGUGUUAACAUGUUUCUAGAGUAUCCUUGUAUGUUACCCAAAAACCCAAGCAGCAGUCAAAUAGUCACUAUGCAGCUAAUAAUGAAAUUUUUAGCAAAGUUACAUGAAACUCCUUCCAACUCUUCAUUUCUCUUAGCCUACAAGGACACUUUUCCUGCAACUAGCUUCCCCCUUAUGGUUCUAGCUGCAUGGUUAGCUGCCUUUCCAUUCUCCUCACUAUCACGAGUCACUGAGGAAGGGUUUGGGCAGGGGGUAUCCAUUUUUUCAAGUCAGUUUGGACUUUUUAAAUACUAUAUAAAUACAUACAAACUUACUAUUUUCUGUGAACUUAUUGAAGACUCAUUGUACAAUGAAUGUUAGCUUAAAAUAAAUAAUCAAGAUUUGGCACAAGUACUAAUGUAAUAGCAAGUUACACCGCUGAAAAGUUUGCUGAAGGCCCAGAUAUUUGCAGCAACUUUCUAUCUACAGGGAAUGUCUUAGGGCUGCUAUAAAACCCUGAAAAACAUAGGUUUUUAAAAUAGAUUAGUAGUUCAGCCUAUAAAGUUUAAUUAAACUAGUACCAAUGAAUUUAUGUACUAAAAAGAUGGCCAUUUUUAAGUAGUAUGAAGAUGUUUGCAUUGCAGCCUUAAGAAAUAGCCACAUACCUUUUCAAUGUGAAAUCCAGUCUCCAUAGCAAAAAUGUCAUUGACAGAAAUGGAGGGAGGGGGGACACUAAAGCAGGAAACAGAUUUAUAUGAAGCUAAUCAUUCCCUGUAGUAAGAUAAUAGUACCUUGAGCUGUAGUUCUGAAGACUCCAAUGUUUACAAUUUAAUAAGUUAAAUAUUUAAGGCCAAAUUGUAAGUAUAUUUUCAGCCCAAGCAACGAAUCAGUAUAAGUAACAUUUGUUAUCUGCACUAAGCAGUAGAUUAGGUUGUUACAGAGGUGCCAAAACUCCUCUAUUCUGUUUCUUCUUUUCUCUGGAUUACAAAAGAGAAUUAAAAACCCUGCUCAACUGCUUUCCUGCUGUACUGUGAGCUAAAAUCCAAGUAGUACAUCAGGGCAUUUUAGACUGCCUUCUAAAUGGGUAUAAGGCAAAAGACAAUUUUACCCUUACUAAAUAGGAUAAAAACAUCAUUUAAAAUAAUGUGCAAGAUGUCAGGAAAACACACCAAUCAUUUGCUCUCCAGAUAACUCUUGAAAAGAUUAAUACAGGAAGAACAUUAUGAAUUUUUAUGAAAACUUGCCAAAUUAUUUCAUGUAUGAUUAUAAUUAUCCCAACUUAUAUUAAAAAGAGACUGAAACAGGAAUUAACCAGUAUUUUGGCUACUAGACAAAAAGGAAUAAAUUUGCUAACACCCUGUGAAUUGAAAAAGGAACCAAAGAAACAAGUUAGUGUAAAGUCAAAGACAUAUUCAAGCCAGCACUUUCCAAAGGACCUCCAAAAGUAAUAAACCAAAGGUACUCUAAAACAUUUUAUGAAUGAAGUUAUUGCAUUGGGCAAUGAAGUUUAGAAAGCCCCUCCUCACAACAAAGAAGACAUUUAGAAAUAAAUACAGCUUAAACAGAGCUGAUAGAACUCUGUCAGCAAGUAUUAUGUUAGCUUUCCAGUCACGUAACAUGAAGU